Messenger RNA from Pseudo-nitzschia multistriata, 4015 nucleotides. The record is from the annotation of a GenBank genome assembly. NCBI's taxonomy places the organism in Eukaryota, Bacillariophyta, Bacillariophyceae, Bacillariales, Bacillariaceae.
CACUCAAACCGAACGCGUUGAGGUCUUAAUAUAUGGCAAGAACGAUGGAUGGACAUCAGCCAAAAAAGUAAAUAGCAUUCCAUAGCUCCACUUAAUAAAACAAUCAAUCACAGCGCCUACUUAGAGCUCCCGCCUUCUUGCCUCGACCUCGUGCGUGCCACAUUAUGAAACACCCGAACGGGUUCAGUCACGAGUCAGUGGAACGAAGAACCACCACCACGACUUGUACCACCGAAACGCUUCCAAAGGCAACAAACGGACUGCCUCGAUGAGACCGGCACUAUAGACAACCCAGCACCACGGCGGGGGUGCACGGUGGGACGCCAACCCAGCCUCGAAGCACCGCAUCCCAGGGUUUCGGCCUAGGGGACCAGUAGUCGUCGUCUUUCUUCGUGGGUGACACCGACAAUGACAUCCAUGGUUGCGGCUGGUGGUGCAGCAGGUUAUUUAUUUAUGGUUCGUUUGUUUCUUGGUUCUGCCUGCCGGGCUUCUUUUGGCGCGUUUGGGAAUCCGUCGGUUUCGUCCACUCCCGCCGCGGAUUGCGUUUGAACACUUUGGUGCAAUGAGACGCCGUUCGUUGCCGAAUCGCACGGUGCCGGUACCGGUAGUACGUAUUGUUCACGAAUACCGAUUCGGUAACACAAAAUCCAAAAAUCCAACCAAUGCUCUACGGUACGAGUACUACCAUACCGUAUCUAUCUUCUUGGGAGCACAACACACAAAACACAAAUUACGGCAUGAUGGUAUCUUUGGCGUCGCACGGUCCGCGCGUGAACCUAAAAUGAGAAAUGUACCGGUAUUCUUUGAGGUCCGUGUUGUUAUCGUGGGGGAAUUUUGUACACUAGUGACAUCAGCGAGGCCGAGAGCUUUGGCCCGAGACCGAAGUGAUGUUGUUACUGCAAGCACCUUCAACAAACUCGAGAGCUUUGGCUAGAGAGCACCGAGCAGCAGCGUAUAAGUAUAUGAAUCCAUGCGAGCGAGGUUACGGAGGAAGCUGAUGCAAUACGGAGGAGCUGCCGAUACCGAGAACGCAAACGUUGGAUAAGGAGCAUGCUGUUGGUGUUGAUACAGAGGAUGCUCGCUGAUGCGGCGUCCGCGGAUACGGAGGACGCUGCUCACUGUUGCGAUACGAUUUGCUGAUGCGGAGGACGCUCUACACUCCUGCGAUGCGAUUUGCUUGUUGAUGCGAUACGAGUUGCCCAGUCGCGGAUGCGGAGGAUCCUGCUGCUGCUGCUGMUGAUGAUGAUGAUGAUGCUGGUAACACUGGUACAGAGGGCGACUCGGCGACUCGCAUCGCACCAGCGAGUCGCAUGCUCGAUGGAGGAACCGUGUGGCGGCACAAGGAGCCGAUCGGCCACAGCGGGUGCAAUCCCUUGCGUUGCGUUGCGUCGUGUUGCGUUGCCCACCAGUGCGAGGUGUGCCGUCCCGCUUUCGAUCCACUCUCGGUGGUGGUGGUGGUGGUGGUUGGUUUCCCGCCGGGAACCCAAGGCCGCUGGCGGUUUGUCUUGUCUUGCGCAAGAGCCGUGCCGUGCUUGAAACAACAUCCGCUGACACGCCACUAGAUGCGAUGUGAUGCGAUGCGAACAAUACCUGCCCUGGCUCGGCCCGGCCCGGCCUUGCUCGGAUCAACGAACACCGCGAAACAAAGGGACCUCCCCGACGGAACGGUCCGUUCGUGCACGGAUGCGUCCGUGCCUCCUCCUCGUCGCAGCUAGGAACCGGAACCGCUCGGCGAGAACGAGCAGACGGGGCCUCGAUCCAGUGGCGGUGUCUCGUCCAGAACACAACCCGUCGCGGAACCGCGGCGUGGUUUGCGUUGCGUUGCGCUGCGUGCCACACCACCACCAGCGGCAUAUCCGGAACCGCGUGGGCCGGGGCCGAACCAUUGAAACCAACGGGCUGGUGCUGGGCAUCGUGUUCUACGGCACAUUCCGCUGCUCUAUGGUGUGGCAGGCAUCGAAGAACAGAACAGAACGGAACAGAGCUACCGCGACACGCCAAACCCGAGUGGAGUGGAUCGUGGAUUGCAGUGCCCGACAGCAGCUCGCAGAGAAGCACACACGGGAGAGAUGCCCACUUGCAGAGUUCCUCUGGACCGUCGUUGGGUACACUGCAACCGGUGUGUGGUGUGUGGUGUCGGGACAUGGAUGAAGCAAUCGGCGGAGAGGCGAUUCGCUAGUCGGUUGCCGGGUGCAAAGCAAUAAUGCUUUCUGUUUUCUACAGCAGUUCAUUUAGCACAGUUCUUUGAAAACGAAUGAGUUUUUAUUGCAUUGUUACUGUUACAACAUAAAUAUUCUAGUAGUACAAGAAAGCUCCAAAGAAACAUGUUUUGUCGCCCGACAUCCAUUCUGCACAGACCCCGCGUCGUGCAAUCGGACAAACCGGCAAGCGAAUCGAAUCGAAUCAAUUGGUUCCUCCCGAUUCCUUCCCUCGAUCAGUGCUCGAACCUGCAGCUGGCACCCCUCCUGCAGCCCUUUUUGGAGUAGAAAAACCUGCACUUGUUGGUCUUCUUGUUGGACUUGCACUCGAUCCUGCCGAGUGCCCUGGUGAUCGGCGAUUGGACACGGGGUGCUCUUGCGUGGUUUUGGAGGUGACCGCCGUCGCCGAGAAAGUGUUCGGUCCCCCAGUCCGAAUCGGGUUCGCUUUCGUCCAGCGACCACGACGACAGGGACAGGGACACCGAUGGCGCCAACGACGGCGACAAGGACAUUGGCGUUGACGAGGAGGAUUCGUCGCACAGGGACAGGAUCAUUUCCAUCGACACCUCUCCGGCGCGGGGGUGGUCCGAGGAAUCGAAGGAACCCCUUUGGCGCCGAGGGCCGAAGCUGUUGCAGGGCAGGCACGUGAACCGCUCGAAGGAGGCGGAUCCAUCGGUCGCUAGGUCUUCUGUUGGAUGCAUCGUGGCUGUGUUGGCUUGGUAUGGUGUCGUGUGAUACCGUAUUGUUUGUGGUAAUUCGAUGUGCGAUGUGCGAUGCGACAAAUCUUUUUUGUGCUCACUCCUACCGACUGCGGAAAAUUCUGAUUCUUCGGAACGUUUCAAAAAUCAAGGUUAAGUCUGUUGUUUCCUAUUGCUGCUCGUACUUGUACCGUAGGAACCUUCGUCCUUUCUGACGUUCGAAACGAAAAUCAAACCAAUGGUUCGGCUUUUUGUUUCCUUGCCCGUACCGGCCGGUACUCCAUUCCUAAAUCCUACCUUGAGUUUAAUCCCGUCGUCCAUCGCUCUGAGAACCAUCAAUCACCCCACUACGGGUGUUACAUUAUUCUAAAACGAAAGCGAAGUGUUCUUUUUGUUUUCUUCGUUCAAACGGUGUACAGCCGCCCAAUCGAUCUUGUUGGGUAGGCAAAGGGCAGGGGUUUUUCCUCCCGGAAGCAGGAAUCGUCCAAACGUCACACCUUGGUCGCGCGCAAGCAAAAACACAUUCUGACAACUGCCACCGCAAACAUAUUUUUUUGUCGGAAAUCGAAAACGGUACUAGCACUAGGUAGGGUACGUACGUACUAGGCAGAACUACGAAAAACUGCAAAAAAAAACUUGCAAGAAUCUUCUCCACCAGUCGCGAUUGAUACUUUUUGUUUUGCUUCUCGGGGAAGGGUUCAACUUUUUCGUCGGAGGAUGAAUACUAACUUCAAUGCGGUGCUGAUGGAAUCUUCUCCACAGGAUUCUCCACCGGAGAUGAUUAGCUAGUGCGCGUUUUAGAUCAAUCGAGUACGGCGACGACAAAGAACACGAAUGGCUGGUUACUAAACUUCAAUUUGAAGUUCUUGUCAUUGCUUAGUAAAUUCAAGAAAACUCGGAUUGAACAAGAAGGAUUGUGUUCCAGCUCGGAUCUACCGGUGCUGCCUAUUUUCUCGAUCAUAUUAAUCACCAUCAAUUAUUGGAUGCUGCUUGAAGUAAUAUUCUUCUUGGUUGCUCUUCUUGCUUCUGUUUUCUAAUUUCUCAAGAAUCUUAUCGCCAUCAAUCAUCCAAUCCUGCUUGAGGGCCUUUUCUACUUUUGAAGAAAUGAUAGAUUUGUAC